CAGUCUGUUCACCGACCGGAUUACACCGUGUUCUAUCGCAGCGACCAACCCAAUCAAUCUGCCUGUCAAGAUCCACUGCCCGUGGUUGGUUUUUUGAACUACACAAACGUUAGUGGUCCUCGUUGGCACAAGUUUCAACCUCGUCCGCAUCGUGGUAGAGGUGAUAAUUCCGCGGUUUUGCGAAUUUCCAAGAAAAAGCUCGCCCGGGUCACUCCAAAUGAAUGGAAAGAGGACCCCUACUUUGUGUGUGUUCUACUGUCUCUUGCUCAACUCCAGGAGCGCCUUAUAAAGCAAUCAACGCCAACCAGCCAUUUGACUCGUCUUAUCGUUGCAAGCCCUAUAGAUCGAGAAUUCAUCCAUAUUUACGAGGCCCAAAUCACCUCCAGUUUCCUUGGAAUGCUUGACAACCCGAUGAAGGCCACAAUCCAAACAAAGUUUCCUACCAUUCGGAGGAGGGAAAUCCCGUUCAGACCCUUUGAGACCUUCCAGAACCGAAUUUGGACUGCAUUAUUGGACAACCAACUUCCGGCGCAUGCCUCGGAUAAACUAGAUGGAACUGGUUCUAAAAUUGUCAACGAACACGCUAAGCGACCACACGAGCAAGAAAAUGAUGAUACACGCAAACGAGGCCGAACGUCAUGA
This is a messenger RNA of Penicillium alfredii, 642 nucleotides long. RefSeq lists its product as uncharacterized. The transcript has 2 exons. The record is from RefSeq and is a predicted model, not a curated record. Lineage: Eukaryota; Fungi; Ascomycota; Eurotiomycetes; Eurotiales; Aspergillaceae. The annotation marks the transcript as partial.